GCGGCUUUCCUUCUCCCACAAUUCCUCGCGCUCUUCCUUUCCAGCCUGGUCCCGGCGCUAUGGCUCCCGCGAAGAAGGGCGGUGAGAAGAAGAAGGGCCGUUCGGCCAUCAACGAGGUCGUGACCAGAGAGUACACCAUCAACAUUCACAAGCGCAUCCAUGGCGUGGGCUUCAAGAAGCGUGCCCCUCGGGCGCUCAAGGAGAUCCGGAAGUUUGCCAUGAAGGAGAUGGGGACACCUGACGUACGAAUCGACACCAGGCUCAACAAGGCUGUGUGGGCCAAAGGGAUCAGGAAUGUUCCAUAUCGUAUCCGUGUGCGGUUGUCCAGGAAACGUAAUGAGGAUGAAGAUUCCCCGAACAAGCUCUACACAUUGGUUACCUACGUGCCUGUCACCACUUUCAAAAACCUACAGACAGUCAACGUGGAUGAAAACUAGUGGCUGGUUAUCUAAUAAAGGUUUCAAACUGCC
This is a messenger RNA of Echinops telfairi (small Madagascar hedgehog), 470 nucleotides long. RefSeq names its product ribosomal protein L31 (gene RPL31). Gene Ontology annotation, cellular component: ribosome; cytosolic large ribosomal subunit. The coding region runs from base 60 to 437 and encodes 125 amino acids. The record is from RefSeq and is a predicted model, not a curated record. Gene Ontology annotation, molecular function: structural constituent of ribosome. Gene Ontology annotation, biological process: cytoplasmic translation. Lineage: Eukaryota; Metazoa; Chordata; Mammalia; Afrosoricida; Tenrecidae. The transcript is spliced from 5 exons.